AUGGCGGCGCAGUGUUCUGCAUGCCGCCUCCCGCCGCCGCUGGUGCUGCUGGGCUUCGCCGUGCUCGUCCUCUCUCUGCCCGCCGCCGCGCAGCCACCCCCCGACGCUCUCCGCGCCGGCCACGCCGCGUCCUCGCUGCCCGUCGCCGCUGCCGCGCCGCGCACCAGAUACCUUUUGUAUGAUGUAAAUCCUCCUGAAGGGUUUAACCUCCGCAGAGAUGUGUACAUUCGCAUUGCUUCCCUUUUAAAGACCUUGCUGAAAAGUGAAAACUGGGUGCUAGUUCUGCCUCCCUGGGGACGUCUUUAUCACUGGCAGAGCCCCGACAUCCUUCAGGUCCGGCUCCCUUGGUCUGAGUUCUUUGAUCUCCCAAGCCUCAACAGGAACAUUCCUGUCAUUGAAUACGAGCAAUUUCUUGCAGAGUCAGGUGGGCCCUUUAUUGAACAGAUUUACGUCCUACAAGGCUACGCAGAAGGAUGGAAAGAAGGAACAUGGGAAGAAAAAAUAGAUGAAAGGCCAUGCAUUGAUCAGCUUAUGUACUCCAAAGACAAACACGAGUACUACAGGGGAUGGUUCUGGGGUUACCAGGAGACACGGGGCCUAAAUGUCUCUUGUUUGUCUGUCCAAGGAUCUGCCUCUAUCGUGGCUCCCAUCCUUUUGAAGAACACUUCAGCACAGUCAGUGAUGUUAGACAGAGCUGAAAACCUUCUUCAUGACCACUACGGAGGGAGAGAUUACUGGAAUACCCGUCGGAGCAUGGUGUUUGCUAAACACCUCCGUGUAGCAGGAGAUGAGUUCAGGAGCAAAUACCUUCAGUCCACCGAUGAGGCAGACAGGACUCACUACAAUGAGGACUGGACACAGAUGAAGGUUAAGAUGGGCACAGCUCUAGGUGGUCCAUACCUUGGGGUUCAUCUCAGAAGGAAAGACUUCAUCUGGGGUCACAGAGAAGACGUGCCUUCCCUGCAAGGAGCUGUAAAGAAAAUCCACAGCCUCUUGGAGAUGCUUAAACUUGAAAGAGUUUUUGUAGCCACUGAUGCUGUUGAGGAAGAGAUUGAAUUGCUCAAGAAACUGCUGCCUGAGAUGGUGAGAUUUGAACCCUCAUGGGAGGAGCUGGAGCUCUACAAAGAUGGGGGCUUGGCUGUGAUUGACCAGUGGAUCUGUGCACAUGCAAGGUAUUUUAUAGGCACCUCAGUUUCCACGUUUUCCUUCCGGAUCCAUGAAGAAAGAGAGAUCUUGGGAUUUGAUCCAAAAACAACUUACAACCGGUUUUGUGGCGAAAAGGAGAAAAACUGUGAGCAGCCAACUCACUGGAAAAUUGUGUACUAAAGUACAGAGAAUUCCAAGGACUUCAGCACUGGUGAGCACAACAGAAUAAGGAAACACCCCAGGGAAAUCCCUCCUUUUGACCAAACUACAGCUCUGUCCUCUACCCUCUUCUUGGUGAUUACUUGAUCUUUUUGCUUUGAAGAACAAGCAAUACUCACCUUCUUAGGCAGGGAUGGGAGCAAGAAAACUGCAGUCAGCCUGGGAUCCAGUACUUGUCAUAGCCACGAACAGAGAACCACCAGACACUGCGAGACUUGAGAGGUAAAACUUUGUCCUGAAACCAGGCACCAAACUAAGUAAAUCACAGCUUUCUUUAGAGUUCUGAGGAGGAAGAGGGGCAGUUUUAACUUUUAUAAGUUAAAAUACUCUAUUUCUGUCUUUAUUUUUUGUCCUGUUCAGUGUUUGCCUCUCUGAUGGCAAAAAAAACCCGCAUCUUCUUUUGUGACCUGCACUACAUGAGGUGCAAGUUGUGUGGAAACUGUCAUUCUCUGGGGAAAUCUUCCAUCUUCAAGCAGUAUUUUGUGAACAUUUAAAUUGUCUGAUGCAGUCAGUGCUUGACAAAAGAAAAGGAGGACGUGUUUUGACCUGAAUACCAACUGCAUUAACAGUAGCUUCAGUGGGUCUGUGCUGAAAGGGGCAAAAUGAUACAGGGCUUGUAGGCUGGUAAGAGAAAGGUUGUUUAUUGUUAUGUUUUACCUUCACAAAGGAAACUCUUUCUGCCCAUCGUAGUCCUUCCAACAGCCUUCUCAGUUGCACUGAUGCAGAUGUCAGCACCCUUUUGGCCUCACCCAGUUGCUCAGGUCAGUGAGCGUGAUGGGUUGCUGGGGAGCAGGGAAGUUUCCAUGUCAGUCACGUGGGUUGUCCCAGUGACUCAGUAAAGGAAUUUUCUGUACUUCUCCCUUGCACAAACUGAAAGGAGUAAACUGAGAACAAUCACAGACAGGGAAGGUCCUUGGGCCUUGGGGAGAUGUGCAUAAACCGUCUGGAACGUGGUAGGUGGGGUUGUGCUCUGAUGGAGAUGCUGGUUGGUACAGGGGAAGAACCCUCUGCUACACCACCAGCCACAAGUGAAAUGCAGCUCCUGUUUGAGGAGGGCUUUGAAGAGGUAUCUGUUGCAGCUCUUGCAGUCUCCUGCUCUGUAGAAUUGGCUGCUGGGCAGUAUUCUGCUUCACGCUGUGCUUCAGGUGGCUCUUUCACUCUGCAGGUCUACAGAGCUCUGUUAAGCAGGACAAACCUUUCUCAAAAGUGGCCUAGGAGACAGGUUCAAAAGGUGAAGCAGACACUGCUCCUUAAAGUCAGUAUUACCAAAUUACCUCACUGCCAGUGGACCCUUUUGCUCUUUCCUCUUGGCUUGAGUGGGAGCACAUGGAACAGUCCUGCAGUGGACAUCUCCCACAUGCUACCAGACAAUUCUGUUACUUCCUCCUGUGCAAAUGCAGCAGAAGCUGGGCAGACUUCUCAGGCAGUCUCAGCACCAGGUCUCCUGUUCUUACCCCAUGUAUUCCUUCAAAGCAGUGCCUUUUUCCACCAAGUCAAAUGUUCCCCUUUAACCUGUGCACGUGGAAAGCAGUGGUGGCAUUUUCUGUGUUAUGUAUACCUCAGUAUGACAAUAAAAAGCUUUGUAGCAUUUUA
Pezoporus occidentalis (night parrot) is the source of this 2958-nucleotide messenger RNA. It is a transcript of the gene POFUT2, whose product is annotated as protein O-fucosyltransferase 2. The coding region runs from base 1 to 1326 and encodes 441 amino acids. The record is from RefSeq and is a predicted model, not a curated record. Gene Ontology annotation, molecular function: peptide-O-fucosyltransferase activity. NCBI's taxonomy places the organism in Eukaryota, Metazoa, Chordata, Aves, Psittaciformes, Psittacidae. The transcript is spliced from 9 exons. Gene Ontology annotation, biological process: protein O-linked glycosylation via fucose.